Molecule: messenger RNA, 684 nt
Organism: Lactuca saligna
Lineage: Eukaryota; Viridiplantae; Streptophyta; Magnoliopsida; Asterales; Asteraceae
Source: the annotation of a GenBank genome assembly
AUGGAAGCCAUUAUGAAGCAGGUCAAACACCAGUUCAAACAAAAAGAGGAGCAAGAAGCAUCAUUAAUCAGACAGCUUGAAGUAGUCAGACGUGAAAAAGAGCAACUACAACAAACAAUACAAAUUCUAUCAUCCCAUUCAGCAUCUAAAGAAGAAGCAGCCAGCAGCUCAACAACAAAACAACCAAAAGAAGAAAUCCAAGAAAUAUCAUCCGAUGAAAGUCAACCACAAAUAGCACUAGAAACAGAAAAACAAACCAUGACACCAAACCAAGAGGAGUAUCCACCGCUACAAGCAGAUCAUAAAAAAAUAAAGAAACGGUACAUAAUUUUCAACGGAGAAAACAAAGGAGUAUAUGAAGAUUGGGGAAUCGCCAGUUCAUAUAUUCUUGGAAAAAACAUCAUUCACAAAAGUUACAGAACGAAAAAUGAAGCAGAAACCGCAUACAACGAAGCAUACAAAGCAGUAAUAAAAGAUAACGUUGAAUGUUCAAAAACAGGUCUCCUAACACCACAAAAACCUAUAUCCAACUUUACACCACAAAAACCUGUAUCCAUCCCAAGAUCCCUUAACCAGCUAAAUGCAAAAAUUGCCCUUGAAUCCAUUUUAUCAACCAAAGAAAAAGAAGCCAUGAAAAAAUCAUCUGCCAAAAAAUUUGCCAAAUUAUGGGACAGUCUUAUUUAA